Messenger RNA from Jaminaea rosea, 2958 nucleotides. RefSeq lists its product as hypothetical. Gene Ontology annotation, biological process: chromatin remodeling. The coding region runs from base 56 to 2731 and encodes 891 amino acids. Gene Ontology annotation, molecular function: chromatin binding; protein binding. The transcript has a single exon. The record is from RefSeq and is a predicted model, not a curated record. Gene Ontology annotation, cellular component: RSC-type complex. NCBI's taxonomy places the organism in Eukaryota, Fungi, Basidiomycota, Exobasidiomycetes, Microstromatales.
CCUUCCGAAGCCUCCAUCCUCUCCAUCAUUACACCACAUCACGACGACCACAGCAAUGGCGUCGGAGCCGUCUGCGUCGAGGCCGCCUCGCAAUGCCGCCCUCGGCGCUGCUAGAGUGUCGGGAGACUUGACUGAGCGCCGUAGCCGCGGCGAGUACGACGACGCAGACGAGGGCAGAACGCGCCAGGGAAGUGCAAUGAGCAGCAGAGCAGGCGGCGAAGAAGGGACAAGCGCAGACGGUCGCAUUGAUGGAGGUGAUGAAGACGACGACGAUGAUGACGACGGGGAUGAAGAUGCAGAAGGAGAUGUCGACGAGGAGGAGCAAGAGCAAGACGCUGCCGGCAAUGACACUGAUGCCGGAGGCAAUGACGAAUCAGGAGCCCACAACGACGAUCUGGCUCGACUGCGAGGAGCAGUUGCCAAACAUAGGCAAGUCGCAGCCUUAGCUGGUGGAGCGUAUCCAUACGAAGCAGCAAAGCCAUCUAGGAAGGCACCGUCGGGUCGAGUGAGCAAGGCAGUCUACAAGCGAUUCUCCGACGCCCGCAUCCAGGCUAUCGAGAACGUCAUCUCGCCCAGCCCAGAGGAUUCUGGUUGGCUUCCCCCACCAGCGACGGCUGGAGAAGCAACUGCCAUUUACAGCUUCAUCAUUUCGACGAUACACUCCCACACACUGCCCAACGGCCGACGAUGCGCCCAGUCCCUCGAUCCAGCGUACGCCGAUCGCCCAGGCUUCUUGGACAAUGCAGAGAAGCCCACUUUCAUGGCAGACGUCGAGGCCAGGAUAUCGCGACAGGAGUACUCCGACUCCCGCGCAUUCGAAGUGGACCUCUGCCAAGUCUUCACCACCUUCAGGCGGGGCCAUCCUUUGGGGACGCAAGAGCACGGCGACAUCUGCAUUCUUCAACGCCUCUACCAGCGAAUGACCCGUACCUUGCCUCGCUCCCAGACCUCCGACCUUGCAUACGUCCAGAACAAUCUUAAUACCCGCGACUCCGUCUUUUACUAUUCGAGCGUCCAUUUUGGCCCCGGGCAUGCUCAGCGUGGACAGCAGGGGACGGAACUCACCACUCGACCUGUGAUCAAGGGGAAGAUCUACUACACUCAUGCCUUCCACAAAGGCAUCAUUCUCAAAGUAGGAGACUGGGUCCACCUGAUGAACCCCGCAGACCCCACAAAGCCCACACUUGCCCAAGUCUUCAAGAUCUCCAAGCGCGAAGAGGACCUGAACUCCCCUCCCCUCUUGUCCUGCUGCUGGUACUUCCGCCCAGAGCAGACCGUGCACCCUCCCUCACGCAAGUUCGCCCUUGAAGAAGUAUUCAAGACGGGCCUCUUCGCAGACCACGCAGUGGACGACGUUCUCGAGCAGACGCACGUCCUCUUCUUCACCAAGUGGACGCGCGGCCGCCCACCACCGGCCAUUUGGAGUCCAAAGGCACCCAUCUAUUUCUGCGAGGCGCGGUACAACGAGAAAGUCCACGACUACAACAUCAUCAAGAACUGGAACAGCUGUCUGCCCGAAGAGCUGAGGGGUGCAGAACAGCCUCUGGUGCCCUUUUCGGAGCCUCGACCACCGCCGCAGAGAAUCGAGUCGCCGUUCUUGAGAGGAGUGCCCGGACCCGGCCGACUUUGCGACGAGAGUGAGGUAGGCAAGGCCAGUACGGACAGCGUCGCAGAUCCAUUUGCCGCGUCUGAGUCGUCGAGCAAGAAGCGAAAAGCCUCGGACUCAAACUUCAACGUCCAAGCCAGCGGCAGCGGGUCGCGAGGCCAGUAUCCUCCGCAGCAGCAUCUCCUUCAGCAACAGCAAGCGCACCUCGCUCCAACCUCCAGCGUUCGCUACCCGACCACCUACCUGGCCCCAGCCGGACCACAAGGAUACCCACCUCAGACAGUCAACGCAGCCCAUCGAGACUACAACGAUAUCUGCGGCACGAUGGCCCGCGUCAUCGGACGACGAGAAGUAGAGCGGACCGCGAGCAUCCUUUCGGCGCCGGGGGCCAUGCAGGUUGAUCUGUACGCAGUCAGUCACUCGUUACGCGGUGCCAUCGACGUGCCCACUCUGGUACGCUUGAGGGACGCGUGCAUCGUGCUGGCGCGAUCUAUGGCUGCGGGUCGAGGCGAGGGCAGUGGCGGAGGUAGCAGCAGACCAUCCGUCGGUCCGCGCCAGUCGUCAGGCAUGCCACCCCCCUCAAGCACGGCAACUCCAGGACCCAAGGCUGGUGGCAGCGGCAAGAGUGGCGGCCCCUCGGCACCCGCGCCUCCUCCGCCGGGCAUUGAGCGUACGUUGGAGUCUGCACUGGGCGGGAUCGAUGCGUAUUGGGAGACUUUGCCUAACGAGACUGUUGAAAGAUUUGGCGAUUCGGUAGCACCAGCAAACGGUAGACGUGCGCGGAGCGGGGAGGGUCAGCAGAAGGUGGUUCAAUGGUACGCGGGGGCUCCCAUCGACCUCGUUGGGCGUGAGGCGAAGGCUAGCCAUUCGUUGGACUAUCUGCACUAUCGCGCGAUGCAGAAGAAGAGAGAGGAAGAGGAGCAGAUGAAGUCAGAGACAGCGAGGGAUACUCGAGGGGAGACGACUUUGCUCGAGCUGGCAAAGGCUUGGGCUGAUGUGGUCGCUGAUGGCGAGGCGAAUAGAGGGCUCGAGCUGCCCAAGAUCAGCGAAGGAGAUGACGAGGAUGACGCAGAGCUCCAAGCAAAGCUCAAGGCCCUCGUCAACGAGCUGCAGGCUGCUCAGUAAAAGCUUCAGAGCUGUGCUGAAGCUGUGUUGAUUGGGUCGGACGAGAAUCUAAUAGUACAUGGUAAAGAUGGACCAAGGGCGUCUCGCUCAUGCUGCUGAAGGCUUUUCUGCGGGUGCUGGUGGUGGUGGUUUUGCUGAUGAUGCUGCGUUUGACGAUGAUGAGGCCGAGGCAGCGCCAUCGGCUGUCUCGAGUUGCGGGUUGAAGUGGGAUGCUUCUGCUGGCGGAC